AUGGGUUCACCGACAAAUAACAAAGGGGCUGCCGCUGUUGUUGGCACUGAUCUUGCAGCAGUGCUUCCCGAUGAUCAACGACCGUGGUGGCGCGUCCCCCAUCUUCUCAAGCUCAACCUUCUUCUCCUCAUGCCCCUGGUCUCCUCCGGCGCUAUCGGCUACGAUGGUUCCAUGAUGAAUGGCCUUCAGACUCUUCCUCAAUGGAGAGGCUACUUUGGCAACCCCGAAGGUGCCAUGCUAGGCGCCCUUAACUCCGUUUACCCCGCCGGCAAAGUUAUUGCACUCUUCUUGGUUACCUACGUAUGCGAUCGAUUUGGCAGAAAGAGGGCCAUGAUGAUAGGAUCAAUCACGUGUGUCGCAUUUGCCAUAAUGCAAGCUGUGUCACAAAAUCUCGAAACCUUCAUUGCCGCUAGAGCCAUCCUCGGCUUCUGUACCAGUUUCUUGGCCCAACCGAGUCCGAUUCUCAUCACCGAACUUGCCUAUCCUACUCACCGAGGCAAGCUCACUGCUUUGUACAACACGUCUUUCUACCUUGGCGGCAUCAUCGCUGCAUGGUGUACAUUCGGAACGUUCAAGCUCGAUACAACCUGGAGCUGGAGAAUCCCCUCUCUUCUCCAGGGAGCUCUCCCGGCACUACAACUAAUUGGCAUUUACUUCCUGCCAGAGUCUCCUCGUUGGCUCGUCGCCCAUGGUCGCAGGGAAGAGGCUCGUAAGAUCCUGGUCACGUACCACGCCGGUGGUGACACGGAUGCUCCACUCGUCAACUUUGAGAUGGCCGAGAUUGAGGGGGCUCUAACGCACGAAGCCGAUGAAAUGUCACAAAACUCCUGGCUCGAGCUCCUGCGCACACCUGCCAACAGAAAGCGGACUCUCAUUGCGGUCAUUGUUGGAUGGUUCGCUCAAUGGAAUGGUGUCAAUCUCAUCAGUUACUAUCUUGUACUUGUUCUGAACACGAUCGGCAUCACCAACGUAAGAGACCAGACUCUCAUCAAUGGCCUUCUACAGAUCUCCAACUGGCUCGCCGCAAUAUUUGUUGGUGCUAUGCUGGUGGACAGACUCGGUCGUCGCACAUUGUUCCUGGUUUCGACAUGCGGCAUGUUUGUGUCCUACGUUAUUUGGACUGGUCUGAGCGCUUCCUUUGACAGCACUCGUAGUGCAUCUACUGGUAAGGCCGUCGUUGCAUUCGUGUUCAUCACCUUCUUCUUCUAUGCUAUUGCAUGGGCACCACUUCUUCAGGCAUAUACUGUCGAGAUCUUCCCGUACACACUCCGUGGUCGUGGCGUUUCGAUUAUGUACAUCAGUACGUUUGUCGGUUUGGUGGUCGGAAACCAGGUCAACCCUAUUGCGAUGAAGAACAUUGGUUGGAAAUACUACAUCCUCUUCUGCUGUAUUCUGUUUUGUCUUAUUUUAAUCAUCUGGUUUCUAUUCCCAGAGACCAAAGGUUACAGCCUUGAGGAGAUACAAGCUCUCUUCGAAGGCGAGUCCCAUGGUGCGAUGCAUGCCGGGAAGGUCGAGGACAUUGAGAGUGCACAGAUCGGCAAUGAAGAAAAGAAGGAUAAGAAGGUCGACUUGGUUGAGGUUGCCUAG
Molecule: messenger RNA, 1587 nt
Organism: Fusarium venenatum
Lineage: Eukaryota; Fungi; Ascomycota; Sordariomycetes; Hypocreales; Nectriaceae
Source: RefSeq, a predicted model, not a curated record